Molecule: messenger RNA, 429 nt
Organism: Tarenaya hassleriana
Lineage: Eukaryota; Viridiplantae; Streptophyta; Magnoliopsida; Brassicales; Cleomaceae
Exons: 4
Coding region: 1-429 (142 amino acids)
Source: RefSeq, a predicted model, not a curated record
AUGAGGAUACUCGCGACUCGCCUCGUUAACUAUUGUCUGAAAGGGAGUGUUAUAUCUUUGUAUUCUCAUCAAUCUCGCAGUUGGUGUUCAUGGGAAGGAAAUCGCGGGGAAAGCGAAGAGAUCAAAGGCAAGAUCCAACCGAAACCGGCGAAUGAGGCAAGAGCAAUAGAAGACGAGAUGGUAGAGAUGAGACGAGAAAUGAGCAUGCUGAAGGCAAAGUUAAAGAGGGAAUACAGGACGAACCACCGUCUGAUGAGCAAGCUAAAGCAAGUGUCCAAUGGACAAGUUGAGGAAGAGUGUGAUUGCACGGUUACGUUGGGAAAGAAAGAGAUUACUGUAGCGGCUUUGUUGUUGAUUCUCUAUUUGAUUCUCGGCCCCAAGCCAGCGGUUGUCUGUUUAAUAUUGUGUUUGCUUUCUUGGAACCCAUAA